Molecule: messenger RNA, 7889 nt
Organism: Scylla paramamosain (green mud crab)
Lineage: Eukaryota; Metazoa; Arthropoda; Malacostraca; Decapoda; Portunidae
Product: protein N-terminal asparagine amidohydrolase-like
Exons: 9
Coding region: 747-2018 (423 amino acids)
Biological process (GO): ubiquitin-dependent protein catabolic process
Cellular component (GO): nucleus
Molecular function (GO): protein-N-terminal asparagine amidohydrolase activity
Source: RefSeq, a predicted model, not a curated record
AAGCAAAAGUGAUAAAGUGUGCAGUAUAUCGGGCAGGUUUGGUAGUGGCUGCGCGACGCGUCUGGCAGCGGGGCGGCGCAGUGCCCAGCCCGCCCAGCCCCAAUCAGCCGCGGGCAACCUGUGCUCCCAUCUCUCAACAUCCUUCACUACCACUAACUCUCACACACCUGGCGUGUGGGCAUCUCAUCUCGCCCUCAAAACCCCCAUAAGGCGGCGAUACUUGUUUGUGCGUGGGUGUGAGGCGUCGCUACGCUGAGAUAGUAAAGUGGAGGUAUAGGCUGGCGUGUGGAAAAGUGAAUUUUGAGGUGGGCACUGUCCCGAAGGCUGUGAGGAUUAGUGUCAAUUUGGCAUCUUGAGUGUGUAGUGGAUGUUGAGCCUCAGUCAAGUGUUGGUCACUCCAGUGGGCAGAGCAGUGGGCACGUCAGGCGUGUGGGUGAUGCGGCCACACUAACCAAACACAACACAGUGCUCUAGGGACGCUGCAGACCGAGGAUGUGAUAGAUCAGUGUUGCGAACCACCACCGACGCCAGCCACCGUGAUCAGUAGUGCCGGGCGCGAAGGAGCGAGGCCAGGCGGGACGGGGAAAGCUCCUACACCAAUCUUUGAGAGGCAGCGAAGAGAGCAAGCCAAACCCCAGGUACGUGUGACGGAUGGCGAGAGGGUGAUGGGCAGUGACGACUUGACUCUUAAAAUUUGGGAGACGUGGAACUAAGCUUGAGAAAACAGAGAAAGAGUAACAGCCAGGAUGGUGUUGAUAGUGGGCGAGCACCUGGUGAAGGAAGUGCCGUCCUCCACCUCGGGCAUCUACACCUCAUGGCCGCGGCUGAAGGAGACCGCCCACGCCCUCACCUCCAUGCUGACGGAGGAGGUGGGGCCCCAUGGGUUGCUGUACCUUCGCCAGCGGGAGUACGCGGUCACUGUGCCAAGGGAUGAGAACCUGGCUAUCCUUGGCACCGACGACGCCACCACCUCCGUCAUGGCGGUCCUCAGGCACACGGGUUCCGGCGCCGUGGGACUCGCGCAUUUCGACAAGUGCAGCCACGAUGAAUGUCUGAGCGGCCUGCACAUCUGCUCCCACGACGACGGGGUGAUGCAUCUCCUCACUAGGAUCAACGAGCUGUCCAUGGGCUUCACCGAGGGCCGCCUGGAGCUGUGUGUCGUCGGGGGAUUCCAGGACGUGCGCGGGAUUUGCGAGAAGGUUACGCUGUCACUGCUGAACGCCUUCCACAAGAGCCCGCCACACAUCCACCUGCUGCUGCUGUGCACGGGCGAGGCAAACACCACGCUGCGGGGCAACAUCUCCUGGCCCAUGAUCAAGGGCAUUGGGGUCAGCACACAGAAUGGCAAGAUAUUCCCCGCCACCUUCACAGACAAGGGACCUUACCUGGUGCUUCGUUCUACCAGGAUUUUCACAGGUGCUCAGCAGAUGGUGGACGUGUAUGACUGUUCCCUGGGCCUGUUGCGCAUCGGGCCAUUCAACUACGAGCCACAUGCUGGGGUGGAGCUGCUGCUGCAACAGACAGAUGAUGUGAUCCUGCAGUGCCUCUCCACCACGCCAGAGGUGGAGGGCCCCAGCUGGGUCAAGAUGGUGCGUGAGGUCCUGAAGCACAUCAAGGAGCACCCCUUCCCGGCUGUCACCAUCUUCCCAGACAACCGCCCUCACUACUUCCGCCGGGACAACCUGGGCACGUGGUCCCCUGCUGAGUUGCCCAACAACAACGACUCCACGCCUGAUGCCAACGUGCAGGCUGCUGUGCAGGCCGUGGCUGCCACCGGGGCCUGGACGCAGGCCGGUGGGGUCACCACCACCUCGGCGCCCCCCACCCCAGCAGCUCUCUCCCCUGCACCAUGGGGUGCCUCAGUGCCUUCCAGGUAUGGUUCCCUGCACCUGGAUUGCCGCCUCAAGACCCACCUGGCUGUGCCUCCGGUGGUCAACCCAGGCCAGCACUACGACGAUCCACUCCUCAACCCUGUUAAGGACCGUUUCAUGCCUGCUUGGCAAGCCUCGCAGUUGUGACCAUCCUCCUCCCCCUUCCACGACCCCUUUCCUCCGCCAGAAGGCAUGGGGGCAGGCUGAAUACCUGGCUGGGCGACGUGGCUCAGCGGCGGAGCACAGUCGCCAUCCUGCACCGGCCGCCAGAAUUCAUCGUGCCAAAUUGCAGAUCGCCACCCACUGCCUGCCGCCACACGCCGCUGCCACGCGCACCCUCUCUCCCACCACUGCGCUGCCCUUGUGGCGCUGCACGGCGCUGGUUUUUGUCCUCCUUCAUUCCAUUCCGUAUUGUAUUUUGCUUAGACUUAGGUUAGGGAAAAUUCUGUAAAUUAUUGAAGUAACACGAUUUCUUCAACUGACAAAUGUGAAUUGUACAUAUUACUUACAUGUUUGUCGUAGUAUUUGAUUAGACUAAUUGUUGUACUUUUAGGGUUACUGGACGCAUCGGAAAUGUGGUUAGCGUAGGCAUGGAGGUGGCGUGGGCGGGCGUGGGCGGGCAUGGGCGGGCGUGGAGGCAGCAGGUGGGGUCUGGAUGCACCAAUCACCUGGGCUUGUCACCGACCAUCCCUUCUGUUUGUCUCUCUCUCUCUCCCUUCCUUCCCCAAUGUCCCUGUCUCUGUUUCCUUGUCUCUCUAUCUGUAUAACUGUCCCUGUUUUUUUUUUUUUUUCUGUGUGUAUAUGUUUCUCUCUCUCUCUCUCUCUCUCUCUCUCUCUCUCUCUCUCUCUCUCUCUCUCUCUCUCUCUCUCUCUCUCUCUCUCUCUCUCUCUCUCUCUCUCUCUCUCUCUCUCUCUCUCUCUCUCUCUCUCUCUCUCUCUCUCUCUCUCUCGUCCAAGGUGCAAUAUACACCCCAGGCUGGGGUCAUUAUCAAUAUAUCCAUAAUAGUUUUGUUGCAUUUUUCGUCUUAAGAUUCUUGAGUAACCAGAGUGAAGAGGAGACUGUUUUGCUUUUUUGUAUAUAGUGAUGCAUAUUGUAAAAAGAAGUGCAUUGGCCACAAGUACAGUCACAUUGAAAAGUCCUUCACCCUCCUCAUUAUCUGUCAUUAAGGUGACGUGUUGGGUAUGCACUUCAGGAAAGAAACAUGUUUGUAAUUCCCUCCCUUCCCCCAUCAGGGGGAGAAAUUGUUCUGAAGGUGGGUUAGAUACUUAGCCAUGAGAGGCCUUAGCUGAGGAUCAAAUCUGUGACAGAUCAAAUUCUGCGAACAGAAGGAGAGUGCUUUAGAUUAUUGGGACCAUGAUGAGUGUCAGGUUCUAAGAUAAAGUUGGGUCUUUGUUCUCCAAGUCACUGCAUGGUAAGGUCAAGCUAUGAGGGAUAUAUAGCAGUGACUAAAUCACACCCACAUUUAUAGGUUACAUUUAAACAUUACUGCUGCAGCUUAUCUCCCUCAAUCAGCACACCAUCAGAGGCCUUCACUCAUUACCAAGGGAAUGAAUCUUGUGUAGGUUUAACAAGCUUGAUGUAGUAAGACAUGAACUGAUGGAUGGUUCAUCCCCACAAAGUAAGUUUUAACUCCACAUCAGAUGUUGCAUACUCCCAUGACCGUUUCACAGCUUUACAUAGCAUCCCAUAAUCCACCCUUAGUAUAUCAUGACAUCAAGUAAUCUUCCAUAAACCAUCUUAUAAUCCAUCACAAGCUUACUAUACCAUGUGUUAACCUCAGAAUCUUCCAUAAAUACUCACAUAACAUACCAUAAUCUUUCACAACUCCCAUAAAAUCCCCUAUAAUACUGAAAACUACUGAAAAAUCUACAUAAAAAACCCUGGCAAAAGUCAGGACUGGACAGACAUGAAGGUGGUUGCAUGACACUUCAAUGUGACUCUACUGAGCUGCACCGUACCAUGCAGAGGGCCACGCACUGGUCACUGUGGCAGCAUGUGAGGAGUCCUACCAUAGCUAUGUCCUGGAAACGAAAGGGAGCAUCAUCACACUGCUGCAGUAAAAUAAGGGAAGGACUUCAAGGAGAGGAGUGAGGGAAGUGCUGGUUGUGGAUUCUGACAAGAGGAGGUGUGCAAGUGAAAGCUGGACGAUGAUUCUUAUUGCUGUGUGUACGUGGAAGAGUUCUUGUGUUUUGUUACUGGAAAUGCAUCAACCAGCACUUGUUUGUGGAUGUGUGGGUCAGACCUUCACCUUACUUUACACAGCAGAUGAAAGUCCCUGAACAUACUGACUAGAACUGAUGAUACUGUUCAAUAAUUGUAAUUCCUUAUGCAUAUUAUGAAUUCAUCAUUGUAAUAUAUUAUGCGUGCUUUUAUUAUUUCUCUCUCUCUCUCUCUCUCUCUCUCUCUCUCUCUCUCUCUCUCUCUCUCUCUCUCUCUCUCUCUCUCUCUCUCUCUCUCUCUCUCUCUCUCUCUCUCUCUCUCUCUCUCUCUCUCUCUCUCUCUCUCUCUCUCUCUCUCUCUCUCUCUCUCUCUCUCUCUCUCUCUCUCUCUCUCUCUCUCUCUCUCUGCAUCUCUAAGUGUCUUUUUAGAAAACAUGUAGUGCUGUUUUCAUGAUAGUUUAAACAUGGCAGGUAUGCCGCAUGUAUUUGUGUAUUUGUUGGUUAUAUGAACUCCUACUCUCUUCUUUAGUGGAAUGAAUCUCUUGGUGAUCUGAUCCUGACUGUGUAGUGAAAAGUAAAGUAAUAAAAAAGUGCAAGGAUUCCAUGGUGUGGUGUGAAGUAUCUGUAAAGCAAGGACAGCUUACAGAAAAGGAAGGAAAGUAUUGAGGCAAGGAAAGGUGUAGACAGUUUAAGUUGACACUGACAUACUCUUAUGAUGCAUACUGCUUAUACUGUUUGAGGUGCAUAAUACUGUCAUUUAGUCUCUGUUUUCAUCAAGAAUCACAUCAAAAGAGCUGCAUAAUUACAUACUUUAUAUCAUCUUAAUAUAAAUUAAAUGCUGCGUUUUUUUAUCUGACUGUCAGAUAUUUAUAAUUGUUUUUUUCAGUUCUCAAGUCAGUGUGAAUUCUUAUGAUUAUUAUUAUUAUCUUUUUUUUUAGUUCAGUGUGGUCUGUUUUUUUUUAUUCUUUAUUUUUUCUCUUGGAUCAUGUGGAUUUGCAGUGCAGUCAUGUGGGUAUGGCUUGUCUCAACUUGUGCACUGGCAUGAGGGUGUCCAUAAAAGACGAGGCUUUGAGACUGUGUGGUGUCCCCUGAGAGGUCGUGUUCCUGAACAAAUGUGUUGGUUGUAGAAGCUACCUACUGAAAACCUUGACUGAUUGUUAUGGCUCCUAUAUUAUAACUUCCUGCAUAGAUAUAAACAUUAGGCCUUCAUUAUGUUAGUUUGUUUCUUAAUCAUGUUAUUUCAGCCGAUGUGUGUGUGUGUGUGUUUGUGUGUGUGUGUGUGUGUGUGUGUGUGUGUGUGUGUGUGUGUGUGUGUGUGUGUGUGUGUGUGUGUGUGUGUGUGUGUGUGUGUAUCUAAUUUCUCAUGUGUCUUAAUUGUAUCAAAGUUAGAUUGGCAGGUUCACUUUCUUUCUCAGUCCUGCUAGUUGAGGCUCAUGGUGUGGGGUGGACAUGGCAUGAACCCCCAUUCAUGUUUUUAUUCACUGAUCAUUUAUAAGACAGUUCCCUGCAACCUCCAUGCAAAAUUCAUGUUUCUUGAAAUACUCUGUGGAGUUUCUUCAUGAUUUCAUUCACAUUAUAGAUAUGUUUACAAAUACUGGAUGGAAGAUUUUGUUAUAUACUACUGCAUGAUGCUUUCUUGAUUUCCUUCACUGGGAAAACUGCAACAAUUGUAAUGCCCCUCAUAGGGCACACCAGAGAAACACUGAAAAAUUUAUCUGAAAGUGGAUGAAUUUGCCAAGAGAUACUUACCAGGGACCAAAUCCCUGACUGAGAGAGCAAAAUGCAGCUCCUCAGAUGUCCGGACUAUAAUAACUGUCAGGUCCCAAGAUCAUUUUGGGGAUCUCUGUGUUUCAGAUUACCACAAAAUCUACUUCAUUCUUUUACUUUUCACAUUCUUGAAACUUGAAUUACUUUUAUGACAGGAGUAUCAGAAUACCUCUGGAAUUAAAUUUUUAUUGAGAGACCUGAAACUUGUUACUUAUUAAAACAACAUUUUGCCAUAACACCCUCAUGAGCCUCAGCUGAUAAGGUAACCAUACUUCAUGAAAAUUAAAGUGGAGCAUCUUAUGAAAGAAAAUUUACUUAAGUUACUUAUGACUUGAAUAGAAAUCUUUGAGUUUUGUUGUGUAAUUAUUGUCUUGACUUUUUGUGAGUGUUCUGAAAAAAGUAAAGGUAUAGUGUACUGUAUAAAUAUAAAAAUAACUACAUUCCUCCACUUAGAACAGAGAAAAAUGGUCAUCUUAGCAGGACACAACACAUACACCAGCUAAACACAAAACUUCUACAUUACACAUUCAUUAUUUCUUACAUAUUGCAUUGGGCCCGAUAGACUCUUGAUAUUACUUUAGUGGAUGUCUCCAUCAGUUGGCGGUGCAUCCACCACAAAUGUACUUACUAGUGUAUGAGCUCUCUUGUAGUACUGUACCUGCCGAGUGGAAGAGGGAAGUGUAAUGCCAGGCUGGAAUAGUUACUGUCCCCACCAAUUUGUCUUCACAAUGGUUACUGUCCUCACUGUGAACUGACAGAGAUUCUUACGGUUAGGCAUGGCUUAGACGUAAGUGUGUGUCCCUGCGGAGGAUGAUUAGAAAGUAACAAGAAGAGCAGGAGCAGGAACUAAAGGCAACAUCCAUCAUACAUGUAACAUCUCAAUCUUCACUAUUUUGUAUUUUAUAGCAAACAUUGUCAUACUUGCCUUUUGUCAUUGUUAUUGUUUUUUUUAACACUGUUGUUAUGUAAAGGCCACUGAAGCUACUUGUAUGAAUCAUUUCUAUUAUAACCCAAAGCAAUCCCAGAGGUGUUUCCAGGAUAGGUUAGAAACAAGAGAGGUUUCCAGUAUUCUUAUGGACUAGAGACACAUCCAGAAUACAUAGAUACUGGAGUCAUAUCCAGGAUUCUUAGAGGCCAAAAGUACUUCUAGAAUUCAUAGGGACUUUAUUGUAUGAAGGUAUAAAGGUUUUAGUUGAGUUUUAGAGGAACAUAAAGUGUAUGACUUAUAUAAGAGUACCUGUAGAAAUGUGUCAGCGGUACAAUUUAAAUAUCAGAGCAUUGUAAAGUGACUAGUAGAGAAGGAUACUUGAGGAAUCAUAAGAAUAUAAGGAAAUAAAGGAAGCUCCAAGAAGCCAUCAGGCCUACAUGUGGCAGUCCGUUGAUAAAAAAAAAAAAAAUGUAGCAAUGACAUGAAUUUUGUACUAAGAUCCUCAUAAUUCCUUCCAGGAGGCACUUCUCGGAAACUCAUGUGGCUCACAUGUGGCCCUCAAGUAACCAGGUAAACCUUUGACAAGAAAUGCUAGUUAGGGAAAAGAAAAUUAAGAAAAUGUCAAUUAUUAAGAUGAACAUUUAUUGCUAUUGUUAUUAUUAUCAUUAUUAUUAUUAUCUGUCAUUUUGAAGGUAUAUACUUUCUGAUCAUCUUUUGUGGCUCAGUGUGUUAUAUAAUGAUUGUAACGAAAUAUUUUGUUGCAUCAGCAUUUCCUUCAUUUUCAUAUAUUUUAUGUAGCAUUUAUUAUUAUUAUUAUUAUUAUUAUUAUUAUUAUUAUUAUUAUUAUUAUUAUUAUUAUCAUCAAAUUUUUGUACGUUUUCCCCACUCAAAUGUUUUCUGUAUUAGUGGCUAUUUCAUUUCCUAGUAGGAUGAGAAAAAAAUAUGAUGGGUAUGGAUAAUGCUUUUUUUUUUUCCAAUGUAUAUAAUUAGGUAGUGAAUUAUAUAAAAAGAACAAGAACUGUACCAAAACAUUAGUGAUUAUUUAGCGACUGGUCGGCUCUGAUGACGGAGAUCGAGUCGAGAGCAUCAAGCUAUCAGGGGAGUAAUGGACGGUUGGGAAAAGUAGAACACAAAUAAACAUCUUCAAUAAAAAUGUACCUGCA